Gaeumannomyces tritici R3-111a-1 is the source of this 284-nucleotide messenger RNA. RefSeq lists its product as hypothetical. NCBI's taxonomy places the organism in Eukaryota, Fungi, Ascomycota, Sordariomycetes, Magnaporthales, Magnaporthaceae. The coding region runs from base 1 to 243 and encodes 80 amino acids. The record is from RefSeq and is a predicted model, not a curated record. The transcript has a single exon.
AUGCGUUUCUCCAUUAGCAUCAUCAGCCAAGGGCUCCUCGCCCUCCUCACCCUCCAGGCCGCCGCAGCGCCCGUCGUAUCGACUGGAUCAGAGCUUCAGCAACGCGACCCCAGCAUCCUCGAUACCGGCAAGCCGAUCCUCGCGCCGAACUUCACCAAGGGCAAGCAGGCCGCCGCCCUGGUGGUCCAAGCCGAGAAGGACCGCGGCCGUGUCUUUGCCCGCGACGAGCCCCAGCAGAUCUAGAAACCUGCCGCCACAGCGAGGGCAACACCCUCCGCGGCCUG